Staurois parvus is the source of this 374-nucleotide messenger RNA. The record is from the annotation of a GenBank genome assembly. Lineage: Eukaryota; Metazoa; Chordata; Amphibia; Anura; Ranidae.
GAGACCAGAUAUAUACUGAAUGCGGGGUCCAGGGAGACCAGAUAUAGCGAAUGCGGGGUCCAGGGAGACCAGAUAUAGCGAAUGCGGGGUCCGGGAAGACCAGAUAUAGCGAAUGCGGGGUCCGGGGAGACCAGAUAUAGCGAAUGCGGGGUCCGGGGAGACCAGAUAUAGCGAAUGCGGGGUCCGGGGAGACCAGAUAUAGCGAAUGCGGCGGGGUCGCGGGGAGACCAGAUAUAGCGAAUGCGGGGUCCGGGGAGACCAGAUAUAACGAAUGCAGGGUCCGGGGAGACCAGAUAUAGCGAAUGCAGGGUUCAGGAUUUACAGGUGUCAGUGCAAGCAUGUUGACACCCCAAACGCAUAUUGCAAAUGCAGUG